AUGUCUCUCGAUUCCUCCCCAAAGCUUUCUGCCUCCCUGGCCUUUCUGGCCCUCUUCCUCUCCCUGGUAGUCUACUACGCCAGACAAUACUAUCGCCUCUCUCACAUCCCAGGGCCCUUCCUAGCUCGUUUCUCUAACAUCCCCCGUUUCUUAUGGGUCUAUCACCGCGACGCUCACAACGUGCACAUCGCUCAGCACAGUCAGUAUGCCACACCAGGUUCAAAGUGGGCGCCUCUCGUGCGAUAUGGGCCCAACGCGGUGUCAGUAGGCUCGGCGGCGGCCGUCGAGACCAUCUACCGCAUCCGAGGGGACCCGCUGCUGAAGUCGAACUUCUAUAGCGUGAUACCGCCGAUGCGCAAGGGCACGAUCCUACCUACCAUCUUCGCCACCCAGGAUGAGAUGCUGCAUCGCAUGCUCAAGCGGCCUAUCGCCGCCGUCUACUCCAUGAGCAACCUCGUAUCUUUCGAGCCCCUCGUCGACCGCACCAUCGACGUGUUCCGCCAGGAGCUCGACCGCCGGUUCGUGCUCCAGGGGAAUGCGUGCGACCUCGAUGCUUGGUUGCAGUACUUUGCGUUCGACGUAGUGGGCGAGAUCACUUUCUCCAAGCGGCUAGGCUUUCUGGAGGAGGGCCGGGACGUGGAGGGCAUCAUGGCCAGCAUCUGGCAUUGGUUUGAAUAUGUUGCUAUUGUCGGUCAAAUGCCCUGGCUGGACUCGUUGUGGGUCAAAAAUAAGAUUGUAUCUCGCCUCAGGCCGACGAGGUGGUCUCCCAUGGUCCAGUUUGCCAACAAACGGGAAGAAGAGAGACGUGCCUUGACCGGGUCGGAAAAGGCAGUCAGCCAAGCCAAUAACCGGGACUUCCUGUCACGCUUCCUGGCCGCAUUGGAGAAAGACCCGGCUCUGCGCGCAUGGACAUCCUCCAACAUCAUUGCAGGCAGUGACACCACGGCCAUUUUCCUGAGGACCAUGUUCCACCAGCUGCUCACGCACCCGGAAAGCCUCGCCCGGCUGCGGGCAGAGCUCGACUCGGCAGCCGCCCGCGGUGCCCUCUCCGAGACGACCACCUGGAGGGAGAGCCAAGCCCUGCCCUACCUGAGCGCCUGCUUCAAAGAAGCUGGGCGCGUGCACCCGCCUUUCGGCCUGCACCUGGAGCGCGUGGUACCCGCGGGUGGUCUGGAUGUCUGCGGUACGGCGCUCCCAGCGGGGACCAUCGUGGGCAUGAACGCGUGGGUCGUCCACCGAGACCCGGAAAUAUUCGGCCCGGACGCUGAUGCGUGGAGACCUGAGCGAUGGCUCGAAGGAGACGAGGCGCGCAUCAAGAAGAUGGACGCCGCACUCAUGACGUUCGGUGCUGGCCACAGAGUCUGUCUAGGAAAGCACAUCUCAUAUCUGGAGAUAUAUAAGCUUGUGCCCACGUUACUCCAGGCAUACGACAUUGAGCUCGUUGACGGGGGGAAAGCCUGGACUGUGCAGAACAGAUGGUUUGUACCACAGUCCGGUCUGAAUGUUCGGCUGCGCAAGAGGGAAUCAACAGUCAAGACUCUUUAA
This is a messenger RNA of Diaporthe citri, 1545 nucleotides long. RefSeq lists its product as uncharacterized. The record is from RefSeq and is a predicted model, not a curated record. Lineage: Eukaryota; Fungi; Ascomycota; Sordariomycetes; Diaporthales; Diaporthaceae. The coding region runs from base 1 to 1545 and encodes 514 amino acids. Gene Ontology annotation, molecular function: heme binding; iron ion binding; monooxygenase activity. The transcript has 5 exons.